Molecule: messenger RNA, 882 nt
Organism: Drosophila takahashii
Lineage: Eukaryota; Metazoa; Arthropoda; Insecta; Diptera; Drosophilidae
Source: RefSeq, a predicted model, not a curated record
AUGGAGAAUGAAGCAAUAGUCAGAAAAUAUGUGCAAAUCAACGAUGCCAAUAGGCAGAAUUUACCGCUUAUCGGCAACCAUGGAAACACCGAUAACUCCAGUUCGAAUAAGAAGUCCUCAUACUCCAGCUUCUCGGAUCCCUGCGAGGAGUCGAUCUAUGGUCACUUUGGCUGGGUCCAGUUGGGCAAGGUGUUAAUCCCGUACAUUUUUAGGCAAUCGGAGAAGUACUGCUCCGUACGCAUGAUCGAACAGAAGAUACUAGGCCAGUAUCUAGACUUCCUGCAUUCAGAUUUCUACUCCAGUUGCUCCUGCGUCCCCAGCUAUUAUAUCACUGAUGCCGAGGCUCGUCUCUUUAACGAGAUCAAUCAAUGUCAUUGCGAUGGCCAAUUCGGUCCGGAUAUCUUCAAUCAAAAAGAUCUGAUUGUGCGUUUGAGUGAUGCCUCCCAAUUAAAUCUGUUCCUCGCCAUUUGCUACCGCAAGUUGGUGUCGGACAUCAAGAAUCCUUCAGAAAAAUGCGGCUUUUUACGGAUCAACAAGGAAUCGGUGGUUCCAUACACUGUGCACAACAAUCAGCAGGUUGUGCCGUUCUUCUACUUUGAAGGUGAGACUGAGAGUCUAAAGACCAAGGCGGUGGUGCUCAGUGGCUGGAAUUUGGCCUAUCUGAAGUUCUGCUGCAAGGUUCAGGGCAUAAACAACAAUCACUUCUCCAGCGAAAAUUUGGAUGUGGUCUCGCUGACUGUCAUUAAGAGCUACUUUCCCAAUGGCACCGAAUUCGAGGAAUUCUGGCCCAGUAAGGCCAUUUUCUGGAAUCUCCCGAUUAACAAUCGUGACAGUGUCAAUAACGGCGGCGGCUGCAUCGAUAACACUGUGCAGCAUUUUUAG